This is a messenger RNA of Anneissia japonica, 11569 nucleotides long. RefSeq names its product mucin-4-like. NCBI's taxonomy places the organism in Eukaryota, Metazoa, Echinodermata, Crinoidea, Comatulida, Comatulidae. Gene Ontology annotation, biological process: cell-matrix adhesion. Gene Ontology annotation, molecular function: calcium ion binding. The record is from RefSeq and is a predicted model, not a curated record. The transcript is spliced from 43 exons. Bases 1 to 9936 code for a protein of 3311 amino acids.
AUGGUCGUACAAAAAUAUUUCAUUUUCACGUUAUUUUGUUUACUGCUGUAUAACUGCUUAGCAACUACAGUAGCAACAACAACAGAACCAUCGAAUACUCUAGCAACAAGAGAAACAACCAAAUCUUCGACAACUGAAGUGCUAACAACAGAGUCAUCCAGUAGUAAUGCACCGACUACAGCAUCGUUGACUACUGAAGUACCAACAACAGUAGCAUCAACUACAGAAGAACCAACAACUGAAUCCUCUACUACUGAUGCACCUACAACUGCAUCAUCAACUACUGAUGCACCAACUACUGAGUCAUCUUCUUCUGAUGCACCAACAACAGAAUCAUCUACUACUGAUGCACCAACAACCAAAUCAUCUACUACUGAUGCACUAACUACAGAAACAUCUACUACUGAUGCACCGACAACCGAAUCAUCUACUACUGAUGCACCAACUACAGAAGCGUCGACAACUGAAGUACCCACAACAGAACCAUCCACUACCGACACACCAACAAGCGAAUCAUCUACUACUGAUGCACCAACUACAGAGGCAUCAACAACCGAAGUGCCAACAACACAAUCUUCAACGACAGAUAAACCGACUACAGCAGCAUCAACUACUGAAGUACCAACAACCGAAUCUUCUACGACAGAUAAACCAACUACAGCCGCAUCAACUACUGAAGUACAAACAACAAAACCAUCCACUACCGAUGCACCAACAACAGAAUCAUUUACUACUGAUGCAAAAACAACAGAAUCAUCUACUACUGAUGCACCUACAACUGAAUCAUCAACUACUGAUGCACCAACUACUGAGUCAUCUACUACUGAUGCACCAACAACAGAGGCAUCCACAACUGAAGUACCAACAACCAAAUCUUCUACUACUGAUGAACCGACUACAGCAGCAUCAACUACUGAAGUACAAACAACAGAACCAUCCACUACUGACGCACCAACAACAGAAUCAUCUACUACUGAUUUACCUACAACUGAAUCAUCUACUACUGGUGCACCAACAACUGAAUCAUCUACUACUGAUGUACCAACUACAGAGGCAUCCACAACUGAAGUACCAACAACCGAAUCUUCUACGACUGAUACACCGACUACAGCAGCAUCAACUACUGAAGUACAAACGACAGAACCAUCCACUACCGAUGCACCAACAACAGAAUCAUCUACUACUGAUUCACCUACAACCAAAUCAACUACUACUGGAGCACCAACUACUGAGUCGUCUACUACUGAUGCACCAACAACAGAAUCAUCGACUACUGGUGCACCAACAACUGAAUCAUCUACCACCGAAGCACCAACUACAGAGGCAUCGACAACUGAAGUACCAACAACCGAAUCUUCUACGACUGAUAAACCGACUACAGCAGCAUCAACUACUGAAGUACAAACAACAGAACCAUCCACUACUAACGCACCAACAACAGAAUCAUCUACUACUAAUUCACCUACAACCGCAUCAUCUACUACUGAUGCACCAACUACUGAGUCGUCUACUACUGAUGCACCAACAACAGAAUCAUCGACUACUGAUGCACCAACAACAGAAUCAUCUACUACCGGUGCACCAACUACAGAGGCAUCGACAACUGAAGUACCAACAACCGAAUCUUCUACGACUAAUAAACCGACUACAGCAGCAUCGACUACAACAGCAUCAACUACUGAAGUACAAACAACAGAACCGUCCACUACUGACACACCAACAACAGAAUCAUCUACUACUGAAUCACCUACAACCGAAUCAUCUACUACUAGUGCACCAACUACUGACUCAUCUACUACUGAUGCACCAACAACAGAACCAUCCACUACUGACGCACCAACAACAGAAUCAUCUACUACUAAUUCACCUACAACCGAAUCAUCUACUACUAGUGCACCUACUACCGAAUCAUCUACUACCGAGCAACCAACAACAGAAUCAUCUACUACUGAUUCACCGACAACCGAAUCAUCUACUACUGAUGCACCAACAACUGAAUCAUCAACUACUGAUGCACCAACUACAGAGGCAUCGACUACUGAUGCACCAACAACAGAGGCAUCCACAACUGAAGUACCAACAACCGAAUCUUCUACGACUGAUGAACCGACUACAGCAGCAUCAACUACUGAAUUACAAACAACAAAACCAUCCACUACUGACGCACCAACAACAGAAUCAUCUACUACUGAUUCACCUACAACCGAAUCAUCUACGACUGAUAAACCGACUACAGAAGCAUCAACUACUGAAGUACAAACAACAGAACCAUCCACUACCGACCCACCAACAACAGAAUCAUCUACUACUGAUUCACCUACAACCGAAUCAUCUACUACUGGUGCACCAACUACUGAGUCAUCUACUACUGAUGCACCAACAACAGAAUCAUCUACUACUGAUGCACCUACAACUGAAUCAUCAACUACUGAUGCACCAACUACUGAGUCAUCUACUACUGAUGCACCAACUACAGAGGCAUUGACAACUGAAGUACCAACAACCAAAUCUUCUACUACUGAUGCACCAACAACCAAAUCAUCUACUACUGAUGCACUAACUACAGAGGCAUCGACAACUGAAGUACCAACAACCGAAUCUUCUACGACUGAUGAACCAACUACAGCAGCAUCAACUACUGAAUUACAAACAACAGAACCAUCCACUACUGACACACCAACAACAGAAUUAUCUACUACUGAUUCACCUACAACCGAAUCAUCUACUACUGGUGCACCAACUACUGAGUCAUCUACUACUGAUGCACCAACGACAGAAACAUCCACUACUGAUGCACCAACAACAGAGGCAUCGACAACUGAAGUACCAACAACCGAAUCUUCUACGACUGAUGAACCGACUACAGCAGCAUCAACUACUGAAGUACAAACAACAGAACCAUCCACUACCGACGCACCAACAACAGAAUUAUCUACUACUGAUUUACCUACAACCGAAUCAUCUACUACUGAUGCACCAACUACAGAAGUUUCGACAACUGAAGUACCCACAACAGAAGCAUUCACUACCGACUCACCAACAACCGAAUCAUCAACUACUGAUGCACCAACAACUGAAUCAUCUACGACUGAUGCACCAACAACUGAAUCAUCUACUACUGAUGCACCAACUACAGAGGCAUCGACAACUGAAGUACCAACAUCCGAAUCUUCUACGACUGAUAAACCGACUACAGCAGCCUCAACUACUGAAGUACAAACAACAGAACCAUCCACUACCGACGCACCAACAACAGAAUCAUCUACUACUGAUUCACCUACAACCGAAUCAUCUAUUACUGGUGCACCAACUACUGAGUCAUCUACUACUGAUGCAUCAACAACAGAAUCAUCUACUACUGAUGCACGAACAACCGAACCAUCUACUACAGAUGCAUUAACUACAGAACCUUCCACUACCAAUGCACCAACAUCCGAAUUUUCUACGACUGAUGAACCGACUACAGCAGCAUCAACUACUGAAGUACAAACAACAGAACCAUCAACUACUGACGCACCAACAACAGAAUUAUCUACUACUAAUUCACCUACAACCGAAUCAUCUACUACUAGUGAACCUACUACUGAGUCAUCUACUACUGAUGCACCAACAACAGAAUCAUCUACUACUGAUGCACCGACAACCGAAUCAUCUACUACUGAUGCACCAACAACCGAAUCAUCUACUACUGAUACACCAACUACAAAGGUAUCGACAACUGAAGUACCAACAACCAAAUUUUCUACGACUGAUGAACCAACAACAGCAGCAUCAACUACUGAAGUACAAACAUUGACAUUGACUACUGUAGCUCCAACUACCAGUUUCGUAUCAAACUUGUUGUCGUAUGGCGAAGAUAUUGGGGAUAUGUCGCUCCGUAAUGUCCAUUUUAGCACGGAUACUGAAUCAGUGCACUUUGAUUUUAUAUCCAAUACGUUUGUACCUCCAAACGGUUUUCCAUUUGGAACUGAUUUUUUUCAUCAGAUAUAUUUUACAGAAAAUGGAGUAUUCAUCUUUCAACAAGUUGGUGACAUUGUAAUGACAAAUGCUCACCCUAACUUGGAAAAUCAAAUCGCUUUCGUUGCUCCCUUUUGGGCGGAUGGGGAUUUAGGUGAUAAUGGUGAUGUAUAUUUUCAGGAAUUUUUUGAAUCGAAUUUGGAGGACUCGGAGAUGAUUAAUGCGGUUGCAGAGGAUAUAAACAACUCACCCCAGGCUAUUAAUAAUCAUAACUUUCGACCAACUUGGAUGCUGAUUGCUACCUGGUCAGAUAUACAUCAAAGGCCGUACGAAAACAAUACACAACAGACCGACACCUUCCAAGGCGUCCUAGCUACAGAUGGCACAUACAGUUUCGUUCUGUUUAAUUACGAAAACGAUGGCAUGAAAUGGAAUGGGAAUACCGAGAGUCCAGCGGAUGCUUUAAUCGGAUUCAGUGCAAACGCAAACAGUGACUUUACAUUGAUACUUAAUCCAAAUGGGACUGAUUCAUUCACUCUAACCAGGCCAUCGCCAAUAACGAUUUUUGAACAGUACCGACCAAACAAAUUCAUUGGAAACAGUGGUCUGUUAGGCAGAUGGAUAUUUAGACUGGAAAAAAACACAGAGACAACUGUUAAUCCACUUCAGAGAUGUACUGACUGGUAUAAAAGGGAGCCCGCUGCAGACACUUGGGUUUCGCAGCGUGUAACAACGUGUCCGUGUACUUUCUGGCAAGCACGUGUAGACGGCCGUUUUACGUGGGCCCCAUCAAUUUCAUUGUUUAGCUUUGGAAGGGGACGUGGCAAUGACGUUGAUUCAUUUCUGACUGCUAAUAAUUACGACCCAGAUUACCUACAAAGAGUACUCUCUUCAACAGUAUUACCAGUGACAUGUUUUCAGUCCGUCAUUCCUCGUAACAAUGCCGGCGUAAGUUGUUGCUACUACGGCAAUCAAUUGCUUGAAGGGUAUUUCGAAGUUCUAGCUAGCAGUUUUGCUCUACGGACCCAAUUUCAAUUCGGAAGAUGGGGAAUUAUACAGAAUUACCACGAGUACCUGCUCAAUGACCUAUUUCCAAGAUAUGAAUGUUGUACAGCUUCUAACGACCGUAGUUACUGCGAUCUAUACUACGAAAAGCGCCCUCCUGCAUCCUGUACUAAUUAUAGACCACCAAGAAUAAGUUGGUUCUGGGGCGAUCCUCAUCUGACAACAUCUGAUAAUUACACAUAUACCUUCAAUGGAAAAGGAGAGUACAUUUGUUCUACCCUUGAUGAUGGUUCAUUCACGCUAAUUGGCCGAAUGUCAGACCCGCUAAGUGGUCCGGUACUGGCCACAAUAUUUUCGGCAUUUGCUGCAUCUUAUUCUCUGGAGAUUGAAACAGUGGUUCAGUUUACAAUGUGGGAGAAUGGUACAGGUUUCAGUAUUCUUGUUAAUGGUACCGAGGAGGUCAGAGUAAAUGAUCUAAUGGAAGGAGAUUAUUUCAACGUUAAUGAUCCUUCGUUUUCGUUGUUCAUAAGCAUGGAGAACUUUACCAGUGGUAGUGACCGUGUGUUUGCAUCUUGGGCUUCAGGAAUAAACAUUGGGGUUGCUGUUACUGAAAAAAUGUUGGAUGUUGUACUGCAGUAUCCACAAACAUACCUGGGUCGGACUAAAGGCUUAUUCGGUAUAUGGAAUGGUAAUAUAAGUGACGACGUUUGCUACCGUAAUGAAAGCUUAUGUUUAAAUCCAAGUCAAAAUCUAACAGAGCGACAACUUUUUGAUGUUGGAAACAGUUGGAGAAUUCGAGAAGAUGAAUCGUUUUUUACAUACAGUCCCGGAAAUACCUACAGUGACAUUAACGACUUACAAUUUGUACCAAUAUUUACCGACGAACUGAUAAGUGAAGCCAACAACGAAUUUCUACAAAACGUUCAGGACGCUUGUGGAACGAGUAAAGAAUGUCUUUACGACGCAUUGGUAACGGAAAACAUAGAUAUUGGUAUCAGCACCAAAGAAACAAACGAGGUUUUCGAAGAAGACGAAAUGAUAUUAGGGCUGUUUCCACCGAAUAUUACUGACAUUCUGGACAUGAGCCCUAUUCCGGUACUCAACGGUUCUCGACAGAUAUUUGUGAAGUUGGGUGAUCCAGUUCUUCUUAAAGUGAUAGAGGGUGCUUCCAUAAACUCAAAUGGCGAAUUUACUUGGACACCUAACAACACAGAUAUUGUCACUGUCAACCUGGUUGUCUCCGAUGGUACUCUUUCUUCUAGUAUUAUCCUGGAAGUUCGACUUUGUCCAUGUGUAAAUGGUGAAUGCGACUACAACGCCUUACUCAACGGAUUUGACAUUGUGGACGAUAUGUUUUCUCUCGUAAACUGUAUCUGCCCAAAAGCAUGGUCAGGUAUUGACUGCUCUGAAGAUUACGAUGCCUGUCUCGAUGAUCCCUGUCAUCCAGGUGUCACUUGUAGAGAUAAUGAAGCCCCUGAAGAAGGAAACACUUGUGGCAUAUGCCCUUCUGGUCUUAUUGGAGAUGGUUUCAAAUGCUAUGAUUAUGAUGAAUGUGCUAUGAUGAUGGACAGAGAUGAUACUCAGCCAUUCUGUGAACAUGAAGAGUUGUGCACAAACACACUUGGAAGCUAUAUAUGUUCUUGUCGUCCUGGUUUUGUCUUGCACCCAAACGGAAAACACUGCCUUGAAAUUAACGAGUGUGAUCAGCAAAUAGAUAACUGCGACAUUAAUGCAGUAUGCAAUAAUACCGUUGGAUCAUUCACUUGUAUCUGUAAUGAAGGCUUUAGCGGGGACGGCACACAGUGUGCAGACGUUAAUGAGUGUUCUUUAUCAAUUUGUGGUGCGAACACUGACUGCAUGAAUACCGUUGGGUCAUUCGUUUGUACAUGUCAGGAGGGAUUUAUUGAUGAUGGAUCCACGUGUAGAGAUGUGAACGAAUGUGAAUUGCGAACGGAUAAUUGUCAACAAAUUUGUAUAAACACUGAUGGUUCCUACAUGUGUAACUGCUCUGAGGGUUUCCAACUCGAUUCCAACCAAAUAAGUUGUACAGCUGUUCAAAUGUGUACGGAAGGCUCAUGUACCAAUGCAGACUGCUUUCUUGAUGGCCAGCCACAAUGCCUUUGUCUAAAUGGAUACGUGGAGGAUAUUACAGAUAACACAACAUGUAUAGACGUGGAUGAGUGUGAUAACAUCACUCUAAACCUUUGUGAUAGGAGGGUUGGAAGCUGUAACAACACACAAGGAGGUUACACAUGCUACUGUGAUAUGGGAUAUGAGUUAGCAAAUGACCAAAGGACCUGUAUUGAUAUCGAUGAAUGUAUUAUCGGCAAUUGUUCAGUCAAUGCAGAUUGUGUCAAUACUGAUGGUUCAUACGACUGCGAGUGUCGUUCGGGAUACAUUGCAAGUGGAAAUGACUGUAUAGAUUUCAACGAGUGUCAGGACGAGUCUGAUGACUGCGACGACAAUGCAUCAUGCCUUAACACAGAAGGUUCAUAUGCUUGUUCUUGUAACAUAGGAUACGUCAGCCAAGAUGGCGGUAACGCACGAAACGGAAGCUGUGUUGACUACGACGAAUGCUUGUACAAGCUAGACAAUUGUGCAGAGGAUGCUACAUGUAGCAAUACCAUUGGUUCAUUUGAUUGCACAUGCAACAGUGGCUAUUCAGGUGACGGAGUGAUGUGUCAAGACAUCAAUGAGUGUAUGCAAGAUCCUAACAUCUGUCCUGAGAAUGAAAACAGACAAUGCAUCAACUUGCUUGGCACCUACAAUUGUCCAUGUAAUGACAACACGUUCAACGAAAGUGGAAAUUGCGUUGCUGUUGAGGCAAUUAUGCUGCGAGUUGUUUUUACUGAUUUGCUUGGUUGGGUGGUUGAUGAUUAUUACCACCUACUUGACUUGGAACAAGCUAUGAUAGACAUUGCUAACGACAUGAAUGCAUACUUUAAAGGAACAGAGUUGUCAGCGAGUUUCUUAGAAACUGUUACCAAUAGCUUCACAAAUAUAUCCGGCGGUGCUGAGACAAUUUUUACUGUAAAGUUCCGUCAGGGAUCUGAUAUUAGUGAAGAGAGAUUACUGCGAGUUUUCUUGGCAAAUUUGGAAGGAAGAGAUAAAGACUUUGUUGAGCCAAACAAUAAAGUUUCACUAGCAGAGACGGCAUCUAUACUUCCUGUCGACCCAUGUGAAGCUAAUACUGACAACUGUUCCGAGAGAUUUUUUACCACUUGUGUUUACAUUGAGAAUGGCAACUACAAGUGUCAUACAUGUAGUGACGGAUAUGAGCUUACAAAUAACAACGACACUUGCAUAGAUAUUGACGAAUGCGCAACCAAUACUGAUGACUGCGAUGUUUCAAUUGAACAGUGUAUAAACGUGAAUGGAAGCUUUUCCUGCCAGUGUCAACCUGGCUAUAGUCGCGACAGUAAUCUCACAUGUACAGAUAUAGACGAGUGUGAUGACUCCCCAUGUUCCAAUGCUAGUGAAGAUUGCAUUAAUGUGAUGGGAAGUUAUAGGUGCGACUGCCAAUCCGGUUACAUCAGUGUUGAUGGAUUAUGUGAAGAUAUUGACGAAUGCGCAGACAAUACUAAUGAUUGUAACGUAUCAAGUGAACAGUGCAUAAACGUAAACGGAAGUUAUGCCUGCGAAUGUCAACCUGGCUACAGCCGCAACACAACUGACAUAUGCACAGACAUAAACGAGUGCGAUGACUUGCCGUGUACUGGCGCUAAUGAGGUUUGCACUAAUCUGAUCGGAAGUUAUAGAUGUGACUGCCUUUCGGGUUAUACCAGUGUUGAUGGAAAUUGUGAAGAUAUUAAUGAGUGUGCUUCCUCAAUAUGCAACGGUCAGGGCGAGGUGUGUACAAAUUUACAAGGAAGUUAUGUUUGCGAAUGUGAGCUAACUUUAGUGCGUGUCAAUGGCAUCUGUUCAGUUGCCCGGAGGUUCAGAGGACAGAUACGCAUUAUUGAAGUCAACAAAUCGGCAGAACUUGCAGAUUGGGAUCCGGCCCUGCUUGAUAAAACUAGUGACAAGUACCAAAACUACGCUACACAUAUAUGCAUCAUUGUUAGUGGUAUAUAUGCUGAAUCUUUACAAACUACAAGCACAUUCUAUGAGUGCAGCAUUAUUGGAUUCAGAGAGGGCAGUAUCAUUGCUGUUUACGAGAUUCUGUUUUAUGUUAAUUCAACGGAUACGGCAGAAAUACUCCUUAAUAUACUGCUCAACGAAACAGAUUUUGAAGACAGACUGUACUCCACUGACAACGCAAUAAGUGUUCGCAUUGAUCCGAGUGAGACCAGUGUUCAAGAGUUCCCUAUAGUCUGUGAAGACGACUAUUGCAAGAAUGGUGGUGUUUGCGAAAUAGACGAUUUAUAUGAUCCAUCAUGCAGUUGCUUAGACGGCUACAGUGGAAAUACGUGUGAAAUAAAAAUAGAUAGUGGCAGUGACACAAUUCUGCGGGUGUUGGUAGUGGUAUUUGGAAGUAUUUUAUUCCUCGUGGUGCUUCUGGCUUCUUGUCUAUGCCUAUUGUUCCUUUUGAAGCGACGAAAAAGAAGACAGCAACCAAAAGACACCCAGCCCUGGCCGAGUAGCAUUCGUCAUCCCGCAGUCAUCUGGAACCCGACCAGGAACAUAAGUACAGAGAGUGAUUCUAAUAGCUCAUCAGAAGCAGUAAUGGAUGAAAGUGAAAAUGGUCACAUGGCCCAUGUAGCUCGGGCUAUUAACGCCAUGUCUAGUCGCUUUGAUAAUCUGAGGCCUGAUAUGUAUAACGAUGACGCAUCUAGUAGUAGUCAGUUCAUCAGACCAUACGUUGUCACUGGAAUGGAGGCGGCUGAACAACAUGGUAUCUAUGAUGACCAUGCGCCGUUUAGCUAUUUAGACAAUUCUCGUGCAAGUCCAUUUGAUGGGUUUCCGAAUCGUGGGUUUAGAACAAAUGACCUCAUAAACGAAGAUUCGGGUGAUGAUUCUGUCAGUUAUUACUAAGCCAAAAUUAAAUGAGUUGUAGUCCAGUCAAGGUUGUGCGAGUUAAACUUUAUACAGUAUAACAACGAACAAUCAAAAUAUGCAUUUCACUCCCACCGGGCAUAUGGAACCUUUUGACUUUAAGAAGACAACACAAUCAUAUGACUGAAUUUAAGAAAUGACGUUCGCAGUCAAUAUCCUUUAUAAACUGUCUACUCUGCCAUCAAGCGAUAUUGAAAGGAAAGAAUAGCUGUUAUGCAGUACUUUCUAUCUUUGUGCAAUGGUUGUUGUAUGCUGCAGCAUCAGACACGAUUAAUAUACGUUAAUUAGUAAUAGUCGCUGAAGUCGUUUUGUCGUGAGACUGAACCAAAACUGAAAUACAGUCAACUGACCAAUAGUUAGGAGACUCGACCCGAUUUUUUUUUUAACGUAAUAAGGUACAAGAUUGUGUGCCAAUAUAAUAACUUAAAGGAAUACAAUGUGUUUGCAAUAGGCCAUGAUGUAAACAGUUAUUUAUUUUUCACAAUUUUUCAUUAUGUUUUUGCAGUUAAGUUGUGACUGGCUGUUGCAACUACCACAUUGCUGAAAAACUGUUGUCUAGUAUUACUUUAUUUAAAUCGUACAAAUUCUUUUGACUGACUUUGAAAAUAUCUGAUAAAAACGAUAGCCUAUUAGAUGCUGUAUAAAAAUAUAAGAAAAACCUUUAUCCAAAACAAAUUGCUUUAUCAUAUUUCUAUUAAGGCUCAACAGCUUUUUAAAAUAUUUAUGAUUUUUUAGUUCGGUAAAAAUGUUAAGUAUACAAUCAUCACUGGCUCCUAUAUCCCAACUAGACUGCAUGUAUUUCCAGUUGCAAGUUCUGAAAUAGUCUGUCAUUAGUGUCAUGGCCGUUUUGUCUACCUUUCCAGAUAAAUAAAGGUCUAUAAUUUUAUAUAAUUUACUCAUAAAUUUCGGAACAUUUACCAAUCAUUCCAAUGUAUUGAAAUUAUAAAUUAUUGAAAUUAAUUUUAGAUAACAUUAUUUAGUAGUUAUUAUGGUUGAAGAUCUGUGUGCCUAUUGAAUCACAUUUUGCAUUCAUUAGGAUUCCCAAAUUGUUAUGAUUUUUAUAUGCUACUCGAUACUAUUCUUCUAAGUAAAAUAAAUUUAAUUUAAUAGACCUAAUAAUGAUAUUUAAAAUAUUUAAAAACAUUAAUUAAAUACUAUUGGAAUCAGUACUUCAUAUAUGCCUUGAAUAUAAUUUUUAUAAUACGAAUAAAUCAAUAUCUUUUAAUAGAAAACCAUUAAUAAGUGAUUUAGAUUAAAGGAUUAGUACUGUAUAUUGCUAUUUAUUUUUAUACUACAAAUAUGCGCUAUUCUACUGUGUAUUUUAAACAUAUAUCAUUAUGAUUAUUGUAAGUAUUAUUUGUUUUAAACGCUAAGUUUAUGUAUGAUACAUUUGUAUAGAUAUGCGACGAACAAAUUAUUUAUUUGGAUAGUUAGUCAUCUUUGACUUUCGGUGAUGUAUUCAUGUAUUGCCUGAAGUGUUAUUUAGGCAGUAUUGAUGGUAAUAUGUACACCGUUUAAACAGAUCUAAUAUUUAUUACAAUUUCCUUUUUAUACGAUAUAUUGUAGAGGAAAGCAAAAAUAGAUUGUUUAUUAAAUUUUUAUACUGAUGACG